AUGGCCGAGAUCAAGGAUAAAAAAGUUAAUGACUUGCUCGCGUGGAUGCAGUAUCUGGAUACGUUACUGCUGGAUGCCACAUAUAUUUCCCCCAAACUUGAAAUCCAAGCCACCGAGUACGCCGGGAGGGGUAUUUUCGCCAAUGCAGCGAUCAGAUCCAACGAAAAGCUUAUCCAGGUGCCCCAUUCCCUCUUAUUGAACCAUUCCACCAUCAUUGCACACAUUCUUCUGCAUGACUCCCAGGAUGCUGCCAAGAGCAGAGUUCUUCACAAGUAUCACAAGCUCCAGCCACCCUCCACCGAGCCAGAAAACAGCUGCCUCAUUGAGGUAUACAAGUCCUUAUCCUACGAGGAAUUACUUACCCUCACAUCCUUCCAGAUCAUGGCCAUGUACCUCACGGUCGAAAGGGGUAGAGGGAGUGCCUCGUUCUGGAAACCGUUUAUCGACUGCUUGCCUGAAAUGGACGACUUCAAACUCGUUCCAUUUAUCUGGAGCUUGGAAACACUGGCACACACGGGAGAUCAGCUCCGCCACGCUAAAGAGCUCUUCCACAACUUGCCUCCGUCUACCCAGAAACACGCUUGCAAGAUGCGAGACAAGUUUGACGCAGACUACAAAACCGUGAGCGAGCUAAUCGAAACCCAGCUUGUUAAACUAAAUACGUCAGAAACAGUACAGAGCUUCUUGCCGGUGUCAGACUUUUUGUGGGCCUGGAUGUGCAUCAACUCGCGUUGCUUGUACAUGACUAUCCCCGAGUCCAAAUCUACAGAGUCCAACUUCACCAUGUGCCCAUACGUGGACUUUAUCAAUCACUGCUCGCAGGGCCAGUGCAUCUUGGACAUCCACCCCAUCACCGGGUUCUCCGUGCUCACCGGCUCCGACGUGACAUACAGCAAGAACUGCGAAAUCUACCUCAGUUACGGGCCCCACUCCAACGAGUUUCUCUUAUGCGAAUAUGGGUUCAAGUUGCUCGAGAAUGAAUGGAACGACUUGGACAUCACCAGCCAGCUCACCAGCAAGUUGACCGCCGCCCAGAAGACAUUUCUUGGGGACAAACACUACUUGGGUGAGUACACGUUGAAUGCACAGGAGAUCUCGUUCCGCACCGAGGUGUGCCUUGCAGUGCUCCAGUACGACGUGGCAAACGAUCCUCGAAUUGAUCUCUGGAAGGACAGACGGUUGAAGUGUCUUCUCGACGGGGUCAGCGAUGGUGCGGUAUUCAAACCAAAGUCGAAUCUCAUGAUCAAAGAGAUUUUGAUGGAUGUGUUGGACGAGAGUCGCGCGCGGUUGCAGCAUUGUUUGCUGGAGAUGGAGCGCGAUGAUGUCUUUAACGCACGGAAGCGUGUCGCGGAGGACCUAAACAGAGAGGUGGUGGACAUGUGUAAGUUGCAUCUCAAUAAGCUUGAAUAG
Molecule: messenger RNA, 1410 nt
Organism: Babjeviella inositovora NRRL Y-12698
Lineage: Eukaryota; Fungi; Ascomycota; Pichiomycetes; Serinales
Product: protein-lysine N-methyltransferase
Exons: 1
Coding region: 1-1410 (469 amino acids)
Biological process (GO): peptidyl-lysine trimethylation; peptidyl-lysine monomethylation
Molecular function (GO): protein binding; protein-lysine N-methyltransferase activity
Source: RefSeq, a predicted model, not a curated record